AUGUCGGCUCUGGACGAGCCCGUCGAAACCCUCAUGCGAGGAUUAUGUCUGGAAUAUGAAAAUUCGCCAGUAGUUGAAAAGGCAAUUCAAUUACUUCAACGGGUUAAUGCCAUGUGUCCGGGAAAUAGAAUAAAACACGGUGCGACUUGUAAACCUCUCAUAUGCAUACAAAUUGCCUGCGAACUAUAUGGGAUUGCGAUUAAUCAGAAAAAUGUUUUGAAAUUGGCUCAUACGACAAAAGCCAAUUACUUGUCUGCUUUGGAUUACGUAAAGUCUAUUCUAAAUGUCGAGUCAAAGACGAUUACAUUUCAGGCUCUUGGUGUACAGUGGGGAUGCCAAAUGAUUACGCCACAUGCUGAAAUGGUGUUUGAGCAAUUUAAGAAGGAAUGGGAUAGCAAGUUAACUGCUGCAGAGAGAUGCACAAUUGACUGGGGCAAGGACGUGUAUAAAACUGCAACAUUCUGGUUGUGUUGCAAAGCUAUCGGUGUGCAAUUAAACAAACGGAAACUUAUAGAAUCGAGCGGGUUCAAGACGACGCUGAGAGAUUUGAAUAAGCACAUAAAACUUGUAGAAGAAGCGACCAAACCACUUUUGGCAGAAUUGGCUGCUCGUAAGCAUGAUGGACGAAAGAGAAAGAACGAUACUAUCGAUGACGAUGAUAAUAGCGAAGAUAAGAAUGCGUCAAAAAGGACAAAACACGAAGACGUGAGAAAGUCUGAACCAGUAUCUGGAAUAUGCGAUAUGCUUGGCACGACGUGUUACAGACGAUCUCGCAAAUACACUGAUUAUAUCAAAUGGCGAGAUUAUAUUCUUGGGUUAGCUGAAACAAAUGUGGCCUUGUGA
Molecule: messenger RNA, 843 nt
Organism: Paraglomus brasilianum
Lineage: Eukaryota; Fungi; Glomeromycota; Glomeromycetes; Paraglomerales; Paraglomeraceae
Source: the annotation of a GenBank genome assembly